Manis pentadactyla (Chinese pangolin) is the source of this 5045-nucleotide messenger RNA. It is a transcript of the gene LOX, whose product is annotated as lysyl oxidase. The record is from RefSeq and is a predicted model, not a curated record. Bases 146 to 1393 code for a protein of 415 amino acids. The transcript has 7 exons. Gene Ontology annotation, biological process: peptidyl-lysine oxidation. NCBI's taxonomy places the organism in Eukaryota, Metazoa, Chordata, Mammalia, Pholidota, Manidae. Gene Ontology annotation, molecular function: protein-lysine 6-oxidase activity; copper ion binding.
GCACUGCUUGGUAGGGACUGAGAUAGCCGCGCUCCGCCCGCCUCCCUGUUUGAAGAUCUCUCUCUCCCUCUGGUGAUUUGAGAUCCGUUUUUCUUUUUUCCGAGCUACGUCCUCCCAGAGAGGGCGCAAUCCCGCAAAGGGAGCGAUGCGCUUCGCCUGGACCACGCUCCUGCUGGGGCCGCUGCAGUUCUGCGCGCUCGUGCGCUGCGCUCCGCCGGCCGCCGGCCAGCAGCAGCCCCCUCGCGAGCCGCCGGCGGCUCCGGGCGCCUGGCGCCAGACGAUCCAAUGGGAGAACAACGGGCAGGUGUUCAGCCUGCUGAGCCUGGGCUCGCAGUACCAGCCGCAGCGCCGAAGGGACCCGGGCGCCACCGCCCCGGGCGCUGCCAACGCCGCCGCCCCGCAGCCGCGCACGCCGAUCCUGCUGCUCCGCAACAACCGAACCGCGGCGGCGGGGCCGCCGGUGGCCGGCUCGUUGGGAGCCGCCGCUGGACGCCCCAGGCCCGCCGCCCGCCACUGGUUCCAAGCUGGCUAUUCGUCGUCCGGGGCCCGGGACGCUGGGGCCUCGCGCGAGGACAACCAGACGGCGUCCGGGGAGCGCCCGGCGCUCAGUAACCUGCGGCCCCCCAGCCGCGUGGACGGCAUGGUGGGCGACGACCCGUACAACCCCUACAAGUACUCCGACGACAACCCCUAUUACAACUACUACGACACCUACGAAAGGCCACGGUCCGGGAGCAGGUACCGGCCGGGAUACGGCACCGGCUACUUUCAGUAUGGUCUCCCGGACCUGGUGCCCGACCCUUACUACAUUCAGGCUUCCACAUACGUGCAAAAGAUGUCCAUGUACAACCUGAGAUGCGCUGCGGAGGAAAACUGCUUGGCCAGCUCAGCAUACAGGGCAAGAGACUAUGAUCACAGGGUGCUGCUAAGAUUCCCUCAAAGAGUGAAAAACCAAGGGACAUCAGAUUUCUUACCAAGCCGACCAAGAUACUCCUGGGAAUGGCACAGCUGUCACCAACAUUACCACAGCAUGGACGAAUUCAGCCACUAUGACCUGCUGGAUGCCAGCACUCAGAGGAGGGUGGCUGAAGGCCACAAAGCGAGCUUCUGUCUUGAGGAUACAUCCUGUGACUAUGGCUACCACCGGAGAUUUGCAUGUACGGCACAUACACAGGGGUUGAGUCCUGGCUGCUAUGAUACCUAUAAUGCAGACAUAGACUGCCAAUGGAUUGAUAUUACAGACGUACAACCUGGCAACUACAUUCUAAAGGUCAGCGUGAACCCCAGCUACCUGGUGCCCGAGUCGGACUAUUCCAACAAUGUCGUGCGCUGUGACAUUCGCUACACGGGACACCAUGCGUACGCCUCAGGCUGCACAAUUUCACCGUAUUAGAAAGCAAGCCAAAACUCCCAAUGGAUAAAUCAGUGCCUGGUGUUCUGAAGUGGGAAAAAAAUAGAUUAACUUCAGUAGGAUUUAUGUGUUUGAAAGAGAAAACAGAAAAAAACAGCAAAAGAAAUUUUGUUUGGACUCUUUAAUAACAAAGCACAUAACUGGAUUUUGAAAAUUUAAAUUGGCAUUAUUUGGGAAAUUUGUAAUAUUAUAUUUCAUGUAACUUUGUGGAUUAACCAAUGUUUCAGUUCUGCAGUUGCACACUUGGCUCUUUCAAAGAAAUCUAAAUUUCUUGUGCUCCCUUAGAAAUUGUAAUGCAAAAGGGAAAAUACUACUUCAACAAAUGAGCCAAAAUUACUUUGUACUGAGAAUUUUCUGAAGUGAACCAUAACAAUAACUGGCUUAUGUAUGUCUUAGCACAGAGUAUUUUAGAAAUGAGGCUCCUACUGUUUAAAUAGAUACAGACACAUUUGGUGCUAAAGAAAGAACAAACACAUUAUCAUUGGUGUCAAGAAAUAUUACUAUAUAGCAGAGAAAUGGUAAUACAUGUAUUCAGAUAGUUACAUCCCUAUAUCAAAAUUAUGUUUACAUUUUUGAAUUAGUAGAUAAACUUUCUUUCUGUCAAGUGUACAAUUUCACUCCGACUUAAAUCAGCUUUUGUUUUGGAGUGAGUUAAAUAAUUGAGCUGCCCAACUCCUGAUCUGACAUUUGCUAAUGCUCCCCUGUACUCUUUAAUUUUUCUAUGGGUAGAGACCUUUUAAGUGGCAUUCUUAAAACUAUCCUUCUGGGGAUUGGUACACGUAGGGCAACAUCAGAAUGGGAAGUCAUUCUGAUGACAGAUAUCAUACAUCUGGAGAUGAUAUGCAUCUAACCAUAUUAAACUUAGAGCCAAAAAAUUUCCUUGAUAUAAAAGUCAUACAAACAAGUCCCCCAAACCCCAACUGUCUCUCAAAUACUUAAAAAAAAAUUAAUGAAGAACAUCCUAGAAUUUUCAAGGUUUCUACAUUGUUUUCAUGUUUGGCUUUUAAAUUAUACAGAAGAAAUGACAUAAUAUAUGCAGAUAUAUUAUGAUAUAUUAUCAUAGAUAGAACUCUAUCAUAGGCCAUCAGGAAUCAUUCAUACAUGGCUUUUUGUGUGUAUUUGAAAUAUAAUCCAAGUUAGCAAAAGCUCAUAGCAUUACAUACUUGAGGAGUUGGUGAAUAAGGUGAAAAAAAAAAACUUUUUGCAAAACCAAGGACUGUGCUGCAUAAUGAGACAGCUGUGAUUAUUAUUUUAAACUGUGAAAACAUGUGCCACAAAAAAAUUGGAGAAUUUCUCUCUUCCCUAGAUUCAAAAGGUACAGGAAGAAAUUAAAUUAUACUUUUAAGUUAGUGGUGCUUAAGCAGAAGUCUUCCUAUAAUAACCAGUAUUAAAAUCUCAAGCAAGGUAUUUCCAAUGCCAGGACACAUUAGGUAGAAUUUAAGUGAGUUGGCAACCCUGUAUUGGUGUGCCAAGUCAACACCAAUUACUAAUAAAUCAUUCCGCAAUCACAAGGCAAGAGCAGCUAGCAAUAGACAGUCUUGAAGGGGAGGGUAUAGCAGGGUAUGUGGAUUGUGUGGAUCCACAUCUGCGAGGACACACACUUACCAGCAGAAAAUACAGAUAGCUUGAUAGAGACUCAGUACAUUCAUUGAACUAGUAUCUUAGCUAUGGAAUAGCUUCUUUGAUGUACCUCUUUGCCUUAAAUUGCUUUUUAGUUUUAAGAUUGUAUAAUGAUCCUUUCAAACUGUAAUCUUUUCUAAUAGAGAUAUUUUAAUAUAGUUGCUUUUUUUUAAAAAAAGUACAAAAACUACUGUCAGUAUUAAUACUGAGCCAGACUGGCAUCUGUAGAUUUAAUAUCUAUCAUUUCAUUAAGAUUCUUACCCCUGAGUUAAAAACUAUAUCAUGGCCUUUAGAUACAUAUGACAAGACGUAUUUGCUGAUUCAUUGGGCCAUCCGUCUGUCUGCCCAUCCAUCACAUUUGAGGGACUAAUACAUGUCAGGCACUCACAUGCUAGGCAUUGGGAUAUAAAAGACUGCCCCAACCUCAAUAAGUAUUAAAAAUGUCAUUAUUACCCAUUAGUUUUGUAGAUUUGACAUAUUUCAUUUUUAACGUCUAAAAUUUUUCGAUUUUAAGCACUAUUAUUAUUCAUGACCAUAUUUUAUUUUAAAAAAUAAGUUAAAAAUCAUAGUUAUAUGCAUGUAUGCAUUACUAAUAAUUAAAACUAUGUUUCCAAUCCUUGAAAUGUCUGCCUUUUAAAUAGAACACCUACUCUUUGCUUAAUAUCAAAGAAAAAAAAGGUUUCAAUUAGGAGGCUAAAGAUUCUUGUUUAUUCCUUAUGUAACCAUUCCUCCCUGCUGCCGUCCACUGGCCCUAGUCACCUCCUUAACACUCCCAAAUAACUCACAAGUCAAUACCUAAACACUCAGUUGAACACUUUGAACAAAUUGAACACUCAGUUUUUUAAAACCUCAUGGGAUCUCUUCUCUGAAUAACCACCAAAGCUCACACAUAAUGAUUAGCUGGUAAAAGUUAUCCAUUAAUAAAAUGAAAAAUACAAUCCAGUCUUACCAAAAUCUAAAGUAACCAUUGUUUAAAUAACAAAUAGGAAUGACACAAAGAAUAUGGAGUACUGAAAGACUGGCUUUUAAACUAAUAAAGACUGUGAGAAUAUUGGUUCAGUAGGAAGAUAAUUUAGUGAGUCUUUUACAUGCCUCGUAAUUAUUCAGACCACAAUGUGGAUUAAAGAUGUUUAGAUCUUUAGAGGAUUCAGUCUCCCAACACUACCAUAACAUGAAUCUACAACUUGCCUAUUUCCAGUAAAUCUUUAUAUUUUUACAUAAUAAUUUUACUCACCAUUUCUAUCAUCUAAUUAUGUACUAGGCAUUGUUUGUAAUAAUGAACAACAUAUUUUUUUCUCUUUGAAACCUCAUAAGAUCAUCGUACUCAUAAACAUUCCCAAUAUUCAGAUUUUAGAAGAAAUGCAGUUCACUAAAAUUAUUGUGGCACUGAGAAUUCAUCUUUAACAAAUUAUUUGGAAAUAUUUAUUUUCUGGUCAGAAGAUGUUUUGUUUUAAAAGUAACUUGUUUUGAUACUAACAGGAUAGUAAUUGAUAAGUAAAAAUUACCCUUUUACUAUAUUUUUUAUGUUUAGAAUUCAUAGUCACAAUCAAUAUAUUCAAUCAACGGCUAUUUCCUUCCCAGCUACAAAAAGUCCUGGGCCACUUUUGAACACAUAAAGCAUUUCAUUUAUCCUUGAAGCCAAAAUGGUGCUGAAUUAUUUCAACUUGAAUGUAAAAUGUGUUAAGUCUUAGCUCACAGAAUUUAAACAUUUAGUUAAUAUAUAACUGCUUGCUAUGAACUAAGUGACAUGUGAUUUGGUAUUGUAAUGUUUUUAAUAAAAUUUUAGUUUCUCCAAAAUUUUUUAGGAAUCCUGUUUAUAAGACAUUUUAACUUUUCUGACGGGCUCUUAUUUUAAAUGCCUAGACACUGGCCUUAUACUCUUCUUUACACUCUUACAUUCUUUUAUUAUAUGCCUAUACUAUGAUUGCAAGAUUAUGUAAAAAUGCCUUGAAUAAAUGAUUUCAAGUGUCUAGAGUGGUCACUUGUUAUAUAUACAUAAAUGAUACUAAUUUCA